GUCUUGGGACUGAUUUAUCCCAAGGGCCCAAGACACUUGAUUACUGUCCACGUUGAAGUCACCUGCAGUUCCAGAUCCACAGUGACAGACCACCUGCUGCCCUGCUACUGCCUGACCAGGUGCACCUGGGUCUACUGACACACAGAGCCCUCUAAAAUUAGAGCCUUCCGGAUCCAUCUUUUCUUGUAGAGUUUGCUUUCAACUUUAAGGUGUUCCAAAACGAACCGGAGGACAAGGAGGCUUACAAGAGGAGAACUGCUUGGCACAAAGCAGAUGGACCACAUGUCUCCUAGGCUGAGAGCCUUCCUCUCUGAACCCAUUGGGGAGAAGGAUGUGGCCUGGGUGGACGGAGUCAGUCGGGAGCUUGCCAUCAAUUUGGUCACCAAAGGUUUCAACAAGGCCUACAUCCUGCUGGGACAGUUCCUUCUGAUGCACAAGAAUGAGGCAGAAUUCCAGAGGUGGAUGAUCUGCUGUUGUGGUGCCACGGAGUACGAAGCCCGCCAGAGCUCCACCUGCCUGAAGGAGUGGUGUGCCUGCUUCCUGUAAACACCCUGGCCUGGCUGCUCUACCCCAGAUAAAUGAUACCAUCACCAUCUACA
Molecule: messenger RNA, 599 nt
Organism: Peromyscus leucopus (white-footed mouse)
Lineage: Eukaryota; Metazoa; Chordata; Mammalia; Rodentia; Cricetidae
Gene: Banf2
Product: BANF family member 2
Exons: 4
Coding region: 274-546 (90 amino acids)
Molecular function (GO): DNA binding
Source: RefSeq, a predicted model, not a curated record